AGGUGACGUGUGCGGAGCGGAGCCGGUGCGGGAUGGAGGGGCUGUACCAGCAAACCAACAAGCAGGUCCAUGAGGUCCAGUCUUACAUGGGGCACCUGGAGACUUCAGACAAAGAGUCAGUGCACUUGGUAGAGAAUGAGAUUCAGGCAAGAAUAGACAACAUAUUCAGCAACUUGGAACGUCUGGAAAUCCUGUCCAGCAAAGAACCUCCCAACAAGAGGCAGAGUGCCAAACUGCGAGUGGACCAGCUGAAAUACGACGUGCAGCACCUGCAGACAGCCCUGAGGAACUUCCAGCACCGCCGGUACCUGCGGGAGCAGCAGGAGAGGCAGCGGGAGGAGCUGCUGGCCCGCACCUUCACCACCAACGACUCUGACACCACCAUCCCGAUCGACGAAACCUUGCAGUUUAAUGAAUCCCUGCAGAGUGCCCACCGAGGCAUGGAUGAGCUUAUUGGCAGUGGCACCAACAUCCUGGCUGGGCUGAGGGACCAGAGAGUCACUUUAAAGGGCACCCACAAGAAGAUCCUGGACGUUGCCAACAUGCUGGGGCUGUCCAACACGGUGAUGCGGCUGAUUGAGAAGCGCGCCUUCCAGGACAAGUUCCUCAUGCUGGGGGGCAUGGCUGUCACCUGCCUCAUCAUGUUCCUUGUGGUGCAGUACCUGACAUGAGCUGCUGGCCUCCUGCAAGAGGACUGACUGCCUCCAGAACUGAAUUUCCUCUGGGUGCUGCUUUGGAUGAGCCCUUCCCGUGGACUUCAGAGUUUACAAAAUCCUGCUGGGACAGCAUCACGUGGAAGGCAGGUUGGGAAAUGGAUGUGUCAGGAAAUGGGACACUGUGCUUGAGAAUGGCCCUGUGAAAAUAACCCCUGGCCUUUACUGCUCUCCCCUCAAGCCUGCAGGUUAAUAGGAAGCAGAAGUGAACGUUGUGCCCAGCUGUAGCAAGGCAGGAAUGUCCCUUUGGGCACACAGGGAUGGGAGGAUGCAGAGGCACAGCCUAGGAUGCAGCCAGACUUUCUGACCUGACCCCCUGCAUUUUGCAGUGCAAGAAUAGCACAGAGAAUUUCACAGUGUUCAUGGGCCUGAGUGUGCAAAAAGAGCUGGGAAGUAAAGGGCUCCCAUCUGCUUGGAGGAGGAGGAGGAUGUGUGGGGAAGUCUUAAAACACGGUUAUAACCUCAGUUAACUUCACACACAGUAUUGCCCAGCACACAUCUCUCUGGUUUAGGCUGAAAUGCUGCUCUGCUCCUCUGAGGGAUGUGUUGGUGCCUCUCUCUGCCCUGCUGCUUCCCAGGGGAUGCUGAGUGCCCCUCCUGCUCCCUCCUGCUUCCACUGGGAUGCACAUCAGGCCUGUGGCAUCUGCCUGGGCCUCUUGCCAAAUGCAGCCUCCAAAACUGAGAUUGUUAAUGCUGGAGCACAGAGCUUUGGGGAGCUGUGUUCAUUUCCUGAGGUGCUGGUUGGGUUUGGGGCUCUGGAGCUGGAACUUCUGAGUGGAUGGAGCAGGUGAGUCCCCCUGUACUCCCUGGAGGUGUGGGAUUGUUCAGAGCUGGAACAGGUUCUGCACACCAGAGGGAUGGUGGGAUCAGCACAGCAGGCCCUGGCACUGAACAUCAGCCCUGUCAGGGGAGUUUCUUCAAGUCUGUGCCUUGGGAUGGAGAAUCCCCACCUUGGCAAGGGCAUUCCUGUGCUGCCCUUUGCCCCUGUGGAGUUCCUGUGAGGGACACUCAGCUGUGUCACCUCCUGGGGGUGGUGCUGGCUCACACUCAUCCCUUUGGGGUCAUUCCCUGUCCCAGUGAAACACUGGAGCUGUGAGAUCCUGGCACUGCUUCCCCUGCAGCCUGGGGGUGUCUGGUGGAGGUGGCAUUUUGGGAUCAUCCAUUUCAAUCACCCUGCAGAUCCAUUCUCAUCCCCACGUGUGACAAUUCUGGAACAUUCCCUGGUGUCUGACAGUGGCACAGAUGGGUCGUACAUAGAUGGUGCUGGCAAUUCCUCCCCUCUUUCCUGUCUGGAAUGGUUGUGGGUCUCUGGAUUAAUAACUAAUCACAAGCUCUACAUUCUGCUGACUGCACUGAGCUUUGCUUUUAUUAUGUGUUGCAAACUGGGAGAAAGGGUUUCAAUAACUGAAAAAAAUGUUAGAAUUAAUUUUAGGGACUGUGGGCCAUGGGAUAGGGCCAUGCUGGUGAGCAGAGCUGGAGUGACCAGUGGCCCCUGUUAUGGGCUUCUCCAUGUGUUUGAUACUUUUCUGCUAUUCCUCCAAGUGUUUCCUGCUCUUGGAGUUCCCCAUCUGUGCAGGUUUUCCAAGGAAAUAAAGCAAGCAUGGAGCUGGUUUUCAUUUGAGCCCAAGGAAUUAAAAGGAAAAGAGGGAAUCUGCAGUGAUGGAGCAUCUGCCUGGUUGUGUAACAGAAAUCAUAAAUCCAAAUUUGUGUGAAAUUUAUUUUGGAUAUGAAAUCUGAUGGAUUCAGCCCUUGAGAGGGCAGCUGAGCACUUGCAGGGGGUCCCUGGCAAAUCUCAGUUCUGAUGAACUGAUGCAGCUCCACUGGAUUUUCGUGUUGGGGUUUAAGGCUGUCACUGUUUGAAGUUUCAGGGUUUGUCUUACACCAAGGUGGGACUCUGGCCAAUCUCUCUCCUUUUGGGCUGUGGUAGGAGCCAUAAGAUACUUGGAACUGGAUUUUUCUUCUGUUUCUGAGCCUAGCUUGCCAUUUUAAUAGAUAUUUUCCUGUUGAUUUAUUUUGCCUCUGGACUCCCCUUGUCCCUGCACAGAUUUCCCCUUGGUGAGCCAAGCGUCCUUGCUACCCAUGACAUCCAAAGGUGACACUUGAGGCUUGAAGGAACCACCUGGGGAGCUGCAUUUGGGGACAUGUGACAUCAGAAAUGUCCAAAAUGAUUUCCAGGGCAUCUCAGGUGGUUGUGUGAAACCCAAAAACCCCAUGGCAGUGGGACAGGGGUGGUUCCUUCAAGCCCCACACCUCCCCUUUGGCUGCAGUGGGAAUGAGCUGGAGCCCUGCUGGGAGUGUGGUCCCUGCCAAAGGAAAGGAGCUGGAGCUGCAGCCCUGGAGGCUUUGCUGCUGCAGCUUGGUGGUGUUUCCUUCCUCAGCAAACACCUCACUCACUUCUGCUUCCAAUCUGUGGCACGAGGUCCAGCUCUGGGGUGAGCUGGUCUCAGGAGGGGACUGUGGGAAUUCACUUGCCUCUGGAAUAACACUUUUUAUUUUACCAGUAUUUUAUACAUAAAGGAACGAGGGUGGGACGUGAUUCAUGUGAUGUUCUGUGAAUAAAGAUUUUUUUCAACCAAAA
Molecule: messenger RNA, 3291 nt
Organism: Melospiza georgiana
Lineage: Eukaryota; Metazoa; Chordata; Aves; Passeriformes; Passerellidae
Gene: GOSR2
Product: golgi SNAP receptor complex member 2
Exons: 6
Coding region: 33-671 (212 amino acids)
Biological process (GO): intra-Golgi vesicle-mediated transport; vesicle fusion
Cellular component (GO): SNARE complex; Golgi apparatus; endoplasmic reticulum membrane
Molecular function (GO): SNAP receptor activity; SNARE binding
Source: RefSeq, a predicted model, not a curated record